This is a messenger RNA of Phyllostomus hastatus (greater spear-nosed bat), 2164 nucleotides long. RefSeq names its product phosphatase and actin regulator 3 (gene PHACTR3). The transcript has 13 exons. The coding region runs from base 361 to 2046 and encodes 561 amino acids. Gene Ontology annotation, molecular function: actin binding. The record is from RefSeq and is a predicted model, not a curated record. NCBI's taxonomy places the organism in Eukaryota, Metazoa, Chordata, Mammalia, Chiroptera, Phyllostomidae. Gene Ontology annotation, biological process: actin cytoskeleton organization.
CCUGGACAUCAACCCCUGCCCCAAGCACGCAAUAAACACUGACAAGAAAAAGUUUUUAUUUCCUGGUUCAACUUUUUUUUUUCCUGGAAUACGGACUGAAGAAUGGGAAUAAACUCGAAUAAAUAGCAGAGCCAGGCCGCGCGCUCCGGGAUGCGCCUGGCUGCGGCCGCCGGGCUAUUGUCUCGCCGCCCCGAAGCGGCCCCGGCGUCCUCCUCCGGUUCCUUUCCUCUCCCCGGCCUUUUCGGCUUUGCUUUUUGAAACGGCGCCCCCUCCAGCCCCCUCGCCGGUGACCUUGGCCGCCUUGGAUGCUCUCUGAUUCCGCAAGGCUCCCUCCAACUUGCCCCCGCGCCUGCCGGGCCCAUGGCCGCGUCGGAGGACGGGAGCGGCUGCCUUGUGUCGCGGGGCCGGUCGCAGAGUGACCCCAGCGUCCUCACCGACUCCUCGGCCACCUCCUCCGCGGAUGCCGGGGAGAACCCAGAUGAGAUGGACCCCGCCCCCCCGGCGCGCUCGGGGUGCCUGGUCCCAGGCCCGCGGACGCCCCCCGCGAGGAGGAGCAGCAAGCUGGCCACCCUGGGCAGGAUCUUCAAACCCUGGAAAUGGAGGAAAAAGAAAAACGAGAAGCUGAAGCAGACGACAUCCGUGCUGGAGAAGAAGGCGGCCGGCCGGCAAGGUCGGGAGGAGCUCAUCAAGAAGGGGCUGCUGGAGAUGGUGGAGCAGGAUGCUGAAAGCAAGGUGGGCAGCCCUGGCGGAGGCCCCCGAGCCGCGCAGAGUGAGCCACCCGCCCCCGGGCAGGAGGCCCAGGCUCCGGAGGAUGCCCAGCCGGGAAGGCCCCCGGCCGCCGGGACAGAGCAGGCUCCCCUGGACCGGCCGCUGUCCGCGGACAGCCACGCGGAUGACGCAGCCAAGACGCCCUCGGCCUCCAGAGGUGGAGGAGCAGACGCUGCCAGCGGCCUUCCGCCUCCCACCGACGAGGCCCCCCAAGCCUUAGCUGGGCCCAACGCCCUGGACAGUCCUCCCGGAACCCUGGAGAGGCCCAUGGUGGGCCAGCUCCCCAGCCCCCCGCUGCUGCCCACCCCGCCGCCCAAGGCAGGCGCCAAAGCCGCAAAAAGCAUCACAGGCCAGGCCGUGCUCUUCCAAGAUGCCAGCGGGAAGAACACGGACCCUCCCGUCCGAGGACAGCUGUCCACGCCCACGGGGUCUCCGCAUCCCUCCACCGUGCACCGGCCGCUGCCCCCCAGCCGCGUCAUCGAGGAGCUGCACCGGGCGCUGGCCACCAAGCACCGCCAGGACAGCUUUCAGGGCAGGGACGGCAAGGGGUCCCCGAAGAAGCGGCUGGACGUCCGCCUGUCGAGAGCGUCCAGCGUGGAGCGGGGCCGGGAGCGGGAGGAGGCCUGGAGCUGCGACGGCGCCCCGGAGGGCACGCGGGCGGCGGCCGCGGAGUCGGAGGAGAACAAGGAGAACCUGCUGGUGCGCGCGGAGCUCCCGGACGACCUGCUGCUGUACCAGGACGAGGAGGCGCUGAACGACUCGGUCAUCUCCGGAACGCUGCCCAGGAAGUGCAAGAAGGAGCUGCUGGCCGUGCGGCUGAGGAACCGGCCCAGCAAGCAGGAGCUGGAGGACCGGAACAUUUUCCCCAGGAGGACGGACGAGGAACGGCAGGAGAUCCGGCAGCAGAUCGAGAUGAAGCUCUCCAAACGGCUGAGCCAGAGACCGGCCGUGGAGGAGCUGGAGAGGAGAAACAUCCUGAAGCAACGGAACGACCAGACGGAGCAGGAGGAGAGGCGGGAGAUCAAGCAAAGGCUGACGAGAAAGCUCAAUCAGAGGCCCACGGUGGACGAGCUCAGAGACAGGAAAAUCCUGAUACGCUUCAGUGACUACGUGGAGGUGGCGAAAGCCCAGGACUACGACAGGCGGGCGGACAAGCCCUGGACGAGGCUGUCGGCCGCAGACAAGGCGGCGAUUCGGAAGGAGCUCAACGAGUACAAGAGCAACGAGAUGGAGGUGCACGCGUCCAGCAAGCACUUGACCAGAUUCCACAGGCCAUAGAGAUUUUCUUCUGAGAAGAAUUUGUGUUUAAUUUUUGAUACCAACACUGAACACUCAUCAGGGAACUUUCCUGAAGCUCUGCCCGACUCCCCGCCGCGCGUGAGGGGCGCGGACACGC